This is a messenger RNA of Salvelinus sp. IW2-2015, 5178 nucleotides long. Its product is annotated as macrophage-stimulating protein receptor-like. Gene Ontology annotation, molecular function: protein binding; hepatocyte growth factor receptor activity; ATP binding. Gene Ontology annotation, cellular component: basal plasma membrane; signaling receptor complex; plasma membrane. Gene Ontology annotation, biological process: protein phosphorylation; liver development; multicellular organism development. The record is from RefSeq and is a predicted model, not a curated record. NCBI's taxonomy places the organism in Eukaryota, Metazoa, Chordata, Actinopteri, Salmoniformes, Salmonidae.
UCUCGACUCUUGUACCCCUUACAAUCCCGAGUGAGUGUGUGAUCGCUUGCUUUCAUGCGUGAGUGUGAAAAUUGCUUUCCUUCAAGUGACUUCAGAUGAGAAUCUCAAGAGAGAAAAAAAGCUAUAUUUGAUAUUGCAUAGGACAACAAAAAAAAAAUAUAUAGAUUGUGCAAUCAAAACCAGUGCGUACUUCCUUGCCAUAGGCGGGGCAUGAGGAGUGUAUGCGGAAUCGUGCUCCAGGUGUGCGUCUUGUCCCAGGACCAUACAGAAAGUUCACAUGGAGUUUCUGAAAUGGCUCUAUACAUCAACACGCGCACAGAACUGGACCGCAUGUAGCCUAGUGCCACAGACAACAUCAAAGACAGCCAGUGUUGUGUCUGGGAAUCAAGACUUUAGUUAACCGGAGACACGGCAUUAUACGCACUCAGCUCCUGCUGAUCACCAGAAUGUUCAGGAGGAGAGGAGAUGUUCUCGUGGUUGUAGGUAACAGGCAGUAGCAGUGGAGAUGGUCUCCUGGAUCACCUUCCUGGUGACAUGCAUAUGGAUACAGACCCUCAAAGCCUCAGGACUGGACACCUGUCCCAGGACCCCUCGCAAGGAGGUGGAUUUCACCUUUAACUACUCAAUAGCCCACUUCCAGACAGCCAAACCCAUCCAGAACAUAGUGGUCAACCUGUACAUGCCUGAGGUUUAUGUGGCUUCUCAGAAUGUGAUUGAGGCAGUGAGUGGAGAGCUCAGUAAGUUAUGGGAGCUGAGGACAGGCCCAGUGGGCAGCCCGGAGUGUCAGACCUGUGGCCUGUGUGACAUCGAGGCCGAUCUUGAGGACUCAGUAGACACGGACAAUGAGGUCUUGCUCUUGGACCCAUCACCUUAUCUUAACUCUCUGUACUCCUGUGGGAGCUCUCAGCAUGGGGUCUGUCACUUACAUGAACUUAGCUCUAAUGAUACCCCACCUAAAUCUGAAUGUCUCUUCAGGAAGGAUGCUAACUCUCCGUCCCUUUGCCCUGACUGCCUGGCCAGCCCGCUGGGCACUGAGGUCAUCAUCGUGGAGCAAGGCUACACAGCCUACUUCUUUGUAGCYGCUACACUCAAUGAGAGUGUGGCACAGAGGUACGGCAGACCGUCCUUAUCGGUGCGCCGGCCACUGUCGACCCUGGAUGGCUUUGAGAUGGUCAUGCAGGGUCUGACUGUGCUCCCUAAACUACAGAACUCCUACCAGAUCGACUACAUCUACAGCUUCUCCACACAGGACUAUGUCUACUUCCUGUCUGUCCAGAGYGAGAACUUCCUGGACUCAUAUCAGACGCGGUUGGGCCGUCUCCCGGUGAAGGACACGGAAGCGUGGCUGUACCGUGAGGUGGUGCUGGAGUGUCGCUUCGAGCCCAAACGCAGGCGGAAGAGGGGGGGGGGACACAAAAUUUUCCAGGACGUGGUAUAUAACGGGCUGCAGGCGGCCCACUUCAGCCGGGCAGGGAAGGAGCUGGCAGAGGAGCUGGGGGUGGGGGAGAAGGAUGACAUCCUCUAUGGAGUGUUUGCAGUGACAGAUGGCUCUGGGAGGCCCUACAGUAACUCAGCCAUGUGUGCCUUCCCCAUGCCCUACGUGAACAGGGCCAUCGACCGGGGAGCGGAGGACUGUUGCAGGUCCAGCACAGAGCAGCUCUCCAGGGGGCUCUGCCACUUCCAGCUCUGCGAGAGCUGCCCUCAUGAGAGCUCUGACAACAACGCUACAUGCAUGGCCAAGUCCACCCUGGUGUCUAAGCCAUACUACAGGUUGGACCUCUUCAACAGGUACAUGAACAACAUCCUGCUCACCUCAGUACUGGUCACCAUCAUCGGGAACAACACUGUGGCACACAUUGGCACCAAGGACGGCAGGCUGUUGCAGCUCAUCCUGAAGAGGUCAAAUCCCAUCAUCUUUGCCAACUAUUCUCUGGGAGAGGACAAUGAGGUGUCCAGGAAAGCUGCUGUGCAAUCUAACGAGUCCUUGCUCUUUGUGGUUGGAAAUAAGAUGUUCAGUGUGUCUCCUAAAGGACCAGGAUGUAAACACUUCCUGACCUGCUCCACAUGUCUGAUGGCGCCCAGGUUCAUAGGGUGUGGCUGGUGUUCGGGGGUGUGCUCCAGGCAGGAGGAGUGCCUCAUACAGUGGAAGAGUGAGUCCUGUCCUCCCGUCAUCACAAAGUUUUUCCCAAAGACGGCUCCCCCUGAUGGUGAGACAGAGCUACGGCUGUGUGGCUGGGAGUUCCAGUCUCCUCUACGACCAGCCAUCAUCAGCGAGGAGACCCACCUGGUGCGAGUGGGAGCGACUCCCUGCACUGUGCUGUCAGAGAAGAGCAAUAGUACACAGCUGGUGUGUAGCAUUCACCCUAAGGUUCCGGGUCCAUCCCAGGAUCUCAACAUCACUGUGGCAGUGCAUGAGGGGAAGGUGGAGGGACGCUACUCAGUUGAAGGCCAGGCCCAAAUGAUAGGGUUCACUUUUGUGGAGCCAAGUAUCACAGCAAUCACUCCUGACUACGGGCCUCAAAUAGGGGGAACCAUGGUCACAGUGACAGGGCAUCACUUGAAUGCUGGGAUGAUAAAGACUGUGUCUAUAGGAGACCAGGACUGCCCCAUCAAGAGUGUCACUGAGGGUACUGGGACCAUGUCCUCCAUAGUCUGCCUGUCCAAAGGGUUGGCAGUGGUGAAGAAGGUGCCUGUCAGGGUUUUCAUUGACAAAUCCCAAGUGGCUACUACCAAGAUGUUUCACUACAAGAAGAACCCUGUGAUCACUGUGAUACAGCCAGUCUGCAGCUUCAGAAGUGGAUCCAAAAUCAUCAUCAAAGGCAGUAAUCUGGACUCUGCGUACAACACUGUGAUCCGCUACAAAUCCCACAACCCCUCACAGAAGCUUCUGCAGCGUGUCUGCAACGGCACAGCAACCCCCACACGUAUGGAGUGCUUCGCCCCGGUUUUCCCCAGGAAUGAGACCGACAAGGGCAUCAUCACUAUCAACAUGGACGGGGCCAACAAACUUGUGGUGAAGCGCUUCGAAUACCAACCAGACGCCAGCAUCACCCCCUUUGAGUACGAAGGCAACGUACUGAGCCUGAGCCCUGGACAGACUGAGGUUUCCCUGCAUCACAACAAGCUGAGCAUGGUGAGUCCCUGUAUGGAGAUUACAAUGAGCAUUGGAGGUGUGGACUGUGGUGUCCAAGUACUGGACAACGAACUGACCUGCAGGAUCCCCAAGAAUCUCAUCAUCCCCAGUGAAGGGUCACCUGUCAGGGUGUCUGUGAAUGGGCAUGCCUAUGAGGUGGGCACUGUGGUCUUCUUCAGCAACACUGUCAACACAGUGGGUGUGGUGAUGGGGAUCUUUGCUGCAUUGUGCGUUGGCGCUGCCCUGGCUUUCAUCGCCAUGAAACAUGUGAGGAGGAAAAAGAAAGAAAUUUCAGCCAAUGUAGAGACUCGUUUAGCAAGGAUGUCCGUCCGCAGAAGAAUAAGCAGCAACCCUGACCUAUCCCCCACAGGUGACUAUAGACGAGACCUGUCCUACCAGCCGAGCCAGACGACAGGCUCAGGAGGGAUAACCUUCCAUGGCCUGGUCUACACUGCCACCUUUGACCCCUUGGCCGUGCCUCUGAUCACAGUGGACACCCUGAAACCUGAGCUCCUGGAGGAGGUCAGAGACGUCCUGAUCCCAGCCGACACGGUCAACAUUCACCACAACCAGAUCAUUGGCAAAGGUAAUUUUGGGACUGUGUACCAUGGCUACCUAACAGACAACAAGAACCAACAGUUAAUCCACUGUGCUGUUAAAGCAUUGAACAGGAUCACGGCCCUGGAGGAGGUGGAGCAGUUCCUGAGAGAGGGCAUCCUGAUGAAGGAGUUCCACCACACCAACGUUCUGUCCCUGCUGGGCAUUCUUCUGCCUCAGGAGGGGCUCCCCCUGGUGGUGCUGCCCUAUAUGAAAUAUGGAGACCUGCGCCACUUUAUACGCUGUGAAAGGAGGAACCCAACAGUGAAAGACCUGAUUGGCUUUGGGCUGCAAGUUGCCAAAGGGAUGGAGUACCUGGCCCAGAAGAAGUUUGUACACAGAGACCUGGCAGCUAGGAAUUGCAUGCUUGAUGAAACGUUCACGGUGAAGGUGGCAGACUUCGGCAUGGCCAGAGAUGUGUUUGACAAGGAGUACUACAGCAUCCAGGACCACAAGAAGGCCAAGCUGCCAGUCAAGUGGAUGGCCAUAGAGAGCCUGCAGACACAGAAGUUCACCACUAAGUCAGACGUGUGGUCAUUUGGGGUCCUGAUGUGGGAGCUGUUGACCAGAGGAGCUAGCCCCUAUCCUGAAGUGGACCCCUAUGACAUCACUCAAUUCCUGUUGAAGGGGCGCAGGCUUCCCCAGCCACAGUUCUGCCCUGAUGCCCUGUACUCAAUCAUGCUGGAGUGCUGGGACCCGGAGCCGGAGCUCAGGCCUGAUUUCCACACGCUGGACCAGGAGGUGCUGGAGAUCUGGUCCUGCCUGGAGGGAGAGCACUACAUCAGCCUUAAGGUGACCUACGUCAACCUGGACCAGCCACGGCCCUACCCCGCCCUGACCACCUCCGCUGACGAGGCUGAAGCCUCUUCUGGAUCAGAGUCAGACAGCGUUAUGUCCAACUGACUGGACUCACCAGAACUGACUGGACCACACCAGAACUGACUGGACCAGACCAGAACUGACUGGACCAGACCAGAAGUGACCGGACCAGGACAGGGACAGUAGAGAGAGGUCAGAGGGCACGGAUGAAAGGCCUUUCCUAUCCACGCAGUAUGCAGAAAGAAUCUUGCAGUUCUGUGACUGAGACUGAGACAGAGACUGGAUUGGGAACGAAUAGAACAUUGACUAUUGACUAAAUUUGUAUGAGCAAUGUGUGAGCAAUUGUGUGAGCAUUGACACUGAARUUCAAUGGAGUUUCCCCCACCUUGUGAGUACACAAAUUAUGACUAUAUCAUAUUUUUGUGUACUUUUAAUGUUUUUUUMUUUUUUUUAAGGUAGGUUUUCAGUUGGAGAAAUUGUAUUUAUGGGACACCAAGUGAACCCUCUCCAUGUCUGAAGCACAGCCGUAAAUAUGAACAAAUGAAUGUAAAUGUCUGAAAUGUGGAUAUGUUAUGCUAAUUAAUGACCAUGAUUUAAGCUUGACAUUAAUAUGUUUAAUAGGAUGGAUA